CUGAUAAAAUCGGUGAAAAUGGUGUUCGUUAUAAUAUUAUUGGCUUGUUGUGUCGUUGUGGUACUAUUGAUAAUGAAAACCAAAAAUAGACAUUAUUGGAAGAAGCGUGGAAUUGUGCAAGUAAACUCAAACGCUUGGCACUUUAUGUUAGGUAAAUGUUCACUAUCAGAAAUAUAUAAACAUAUAUAUGACAGCCACCCCACCCAAGAUUGCGUUGGGACUUUCGUUGGAUACAAACCAGUGCUGAUUUUGAAAAAUCUGGAAGAUAUACAAGUGGUUCUACAAAGUGACUUUCAAAGUUUUUACGGUCGUGGAUAUAAAACGAAUCCUAAAGACACUUUGGCCAAUAAUCUGCUUUUGAUAGAUGACUACGCCAGAUGGAGACUAUUGAGACAAAAAAUAUCACCAGUUUUUACUGCAACGAAACUUAAAAAUAUGUUCAGCAUAUUGGAACGAUGUGCAUCGGAUUUUGCAGAGUUUAUAAAAUUGAAUCCCCAUGCGAAAGAAAACGUCUUUGAAGCACUCCAUACUUACACUUCAGCUUCUAUUAGUGCAUCUGUAUUUGGGAUCAAUGCUGAAUCUUCAAAUACUAUGACAAAUCCAAUAUUAGACUUUGGUUGGAGUUCUACGGAAUCCGUAAACGUUUUUAACAUCAAGUUUGCUAUGACAAAUAUCUUCCCGAAAUUGUUCAAUUUUCUCAAUUUAAAGACUUUUGGUGAGCACAACGAUUUUGUUGUUGGUAUACUAAAAAAAGUGUUAAAUAACCGUCGUUGUAGUAAAGAAAAGAGGUAUGAUUUCAUAGACACUUGUCUGGAUUUACUAAACCAAGAAAUCAUGCAUGAUCCUUUAACUGGUUUUGAGUUAAAAGUUACUGAUGAAGUUCUAGCUGCACAAGCAUUUUCAUUCUUCAUGGCUGGAGUGGAUACAUCAGCCAAUGUGAUCAACUUUGCACUACUCGAACUAUCCAAUAAUCCAGUGAUCUUGAAUCGGCUUCAUAAUGAAAUAGACACAAUUUUUGAGAAUUGUUCCGAAAAAAUAACCUAUAAGGAUAUACAAAAAAUGGAGUACUUAGAAAUGGUAAUAAAUGAGUCGAUGAGAAAGUAUCCACCAAUAGGAUUAAUGCAACGAAUGUGCAUGAAAGAUACCGUUCUACCGUCGAGAAAUAUAAAAAUUGAAAAAAAUACUUUUGUAGUAAUCCCAAUUUACGGAAUACAAAGAGACGAAAAAUAUUUUCCUAAGCCCGAAGAAUUUGAUCCAGAGAGAUUUAGUACUGAAAACGUUUCAAAAAUAGUAAAAUUGAGUUACAUACCAUUUGGUGAAGGAAAUCGUAUUUGUAUAGGGACCCGAUUCGCACAUCUGCAAAUUAAGACAGCUCUGGCUUGGUUAUUACGGAGAUACACAAUAAAAGGAUACAAUUAUACCUCGAAAUGCUUUGAACCAAAUUUCUUUGGGCUUCGAGAUUCAAAGGCGCGGUAUGACUUGAUUGCUAGGGCCUAAUUAGUAAUAAUUGAAAUUGUAAAUAAUAAAGAUAACUUAAUUAGUAAAUUGUUUUAAAGAA
Molecule: messenger RNA, 1558 nt
Organism: Maniola jurtina (meadow brown)
Lineage: Eukaryota; Metazoa; Arthropoda; Insecta; Lepidoptera; Nymphalidae
Product: cytochrome P450 6k1-like
Exons: 2
Coding region: 19-1497 (492 amino acids)
Molecular function (GO): monooxygenase activity; iron ion binding; oxidoreductase activity, acting on paired donors, with incorporation or reduction of molecular oxygen
Source: RefSeq, a predicted model, not a curated record